GAUAGGUGUUUUCCCAGCGGGGCGGUGGGAUGGGCACCCUCUGCUCCCCGGGGAGGAGGCCAAGGCGGGGGCACAGAGGCUGCGCCCGGAGCCGCUGGGUGUCGGGGUGCAGUGCCAGCAGGAUCCCACGGAUCUCAACGUGCCGCACCGCAGCCCCCCACACCCUGCCCACACCUGGGGCCCAGCGCAGCACUCUGGGACGCAUCCCCCGGCCGGCACCCAUCCCCUGGCCGGGACCCACAGAGCACUGCUGGACCACAGCGGGUGCGGGGUACUGCCUGCAGGGCUGCGCAGGGCUCUGCGGGGCCGGGUGGGAGCCGGGCUGCGUAAGGUCUCUGUGCUGCGGUGUCUGCGUCCUGAGCGUGGCACUAUGUGAGCCGCGGGCGCGGCGGGGGCUCCGCGGGGGGUCCGGACCCGUGGCAGGCGCAGGGCGGGGAGGGGAGGGGACAGAGCGGGGACAGAGCCCGGCGCCGUGCCGGGCCCUACCUGGAGCAGGGCCACCCCCUCCGUCCGGCACCGUGCUCCGCCCUCCCGCGGCCGGUGGAAGCUCCGGUACCCGCCGAGGGGCUCGGGGCACAGGUCGCGACACCGCCCGCGGGACCGGUGCUGCCCCGAGCCCGUCCAAGGCCACGCACCGACAGCUCCGAACCCCGCUCCACCGCCCCUGGGCUGGGCGCGGCCGGAAAGGGGCGGGGACGUCACGGCGGCCGCUGGGGCGCGGCCUGGCGCUGAUUGGUCGCGCUGCGCCGUACGCCCCGGAAGGGGCGGGGCCACCCGUUGGGGCGGGAGGGAUGGCGGCGGCGGCGGCGCUGCGGCGAGUGGCGGACGUGGAGAUCGACGAUGACGGCGUGUUCAACCGAUAUCUACGACAGGGCGGCGGCCGAGCUGGAGCCGCAGGGCUUCGACUGCGAGUGCCUGGGCGGCGGCCGCAUCUCCCACCAGAGGCAGGAGAAGAAGAUCCACGUCUACGGGUACUCGGUGGGCUUUGGGCGAGCAAAUCACUCUGUGACUACGCAGAAGCUGAAAGCCAAGUAUCCGGACUAUGA
Molecule: messenger RNA, 1046 nt
Organism: Numida meleagris (helmeted guineafowl)
Lineage: Eukaryota; Metazoa; Chordata; Aves; Galliformes; Numididae
Gene: PHPT1
Product: phosphohistidine phosphatase 1
Exons: 3
Coding region: 30-1046 (338 amino acids)
Biological process (GO): peptidyl-histidine dephosphorylation
Cellular component (GO): cytosol
Molecular function (GO): protein histidine phosphatase activity
Source: RefSeq, a predicted model, not a curated record